This is a messenger RNA of Colletes gigas, 537 nucleotides long. RefSeq names its product SUN domain-containing protein 1-like. Gene Ontology annotation, cellular component: meiotic nuclear membrane microtubule tethering complex; nuclear envelope. Gene Ontology annotation, biological process: nuclear envelope organization. The transcript is spliced from 4 exons. The coding region runs from base 1 to 537 and encodes 178 amino acids. NCBI's taxonomy places the organism in Eukaryota, Metazoa, Arthropoda, Insecta, Hymenoptera, Colletidae. The record is from RefSeq and is a predicted model, not a curated record. Gene Ontology annotation, molecular function: protein-membrane adaptor activity.
AUGGAUACACACACGAAGGCGUUAUUAAAGGCUAUGUCCCCGGACAGCGUAAGAGAUCUGGUGAAGAGUGAAUUACAAACGUACGACGCGGACAAAACCGGAAGAACAGAUUACGCUCUCGGAAGUUCAGGUGGCGCAAUUCUCUCCACGAGGGACACGGAAACCUACUCUGCAGGUGCACCGGUGCUCAAACUAUUUGGAAUUCCGAUUUGCCAGCAACAAAACACGCCCCAAUCGAUCAUUCAGACUGGUGUUCUUCCGGGGGAAUGCUGGGCCUUCAAAGGCAGCUCUGGAAGCGUUGUUAUACAGUUACUUGGUUCUGUGGAUGUUUCUGGAGUCAGUCUCGAACACAUACCAGAAACUAUAUCACCUACAGGAGAAACUAGUACAGCCCCAAAAGAUUUUUCCAUUUGGAAGGAACCGAAGAAACCAUACGAAAUAGUCGAAUUAAAGAUUCACUCGAAUAGCGGUAACAACGAAUACACCUGCAUCUAUCGAAUACGGGUACACGGUACCCUGUGUCAGAACAAUAGAUAA